AUGGCCGGAGCAGCCACGGGGUCCGGCACCGUGCGACCGAGGCAGCCUGGCAGCUCGGGACAGGGGCCGGACGGGGCGGCUGUGCCCCCGCCAUGCUGCGGGCAGGACCCGUGGGUCCCCGUGGGGCAGGACGCGGCCACCCGCCUGGGGCGCGCCGGGGAGGGAACGGCGAGGAAGAGGAGCAGACCGGCGCGCUCCAAGGCCAGGAGGAUGGCUGCCAACGUCAGAGAGCGCAAGAGGAUCCUGGACUACAACCAGGCUUUCAACGCCCUGCGCCUGGCCCUCCGGCACGACCUCAGCGGCAAGAGGCUCUCCAAAAUCGCCACCCUCCGCAGAGCCAUCAGCAGGAUCGCGGCUCUGUCCCUGUCCCUGCGCGGCGCCGCGCACGCCUGGCCCUGCGCCCACGCCGAGUGCCGGGGCCGGGCCGGGCCGCCGGAGCAGCCCGCGAGGGACGGCCGCCCCCCGCGCUGCCCGCUCUCCUGGGAGCCCGGGCAUCCCCCCGAGCCGCAGCGCCCGCGCGACCGGAGCCCGCGGGAGGCCGGCUGCAUCCCUGGUCCGGCUCGCCGCUCCGCCGGGAGCCCCCAGCUCGGCCCCCGAGCCGCCCGCCAGCAGCAGCCCACGGCCGCCCGCCGCGACACUGCGGCCGGGCCCUUCGCCUGGCCGCUGGGGCCAUUCCAGCGCCCGGGAUACCAGCAGCGCCUGCCCAUCCACUGA
This is a messenger RNA of Dromaius novaehollandiae (emu), 714 nucleotides long. It is a transcript of the gene BHLHA9, whose product is annotated as basic helix-loop-helix family member a9. The transcript has a single exon. Bases 1 to 714 code for a protein of 237 amino acids. Gene Ontology annotation, molecular function: DNA-binding transcription factor activity, RNA polymerase II-specific; protein dimerization activity; RNA polymerase II transcription regulatory region sequence-specific DNA binding. Lineage: Eukaryota; Metazoa; Chordata; Aves; Casuariiformes; Dromaiidae. The record is from RefSeq and is a predicted model, not a curated record. Gene Ontology annotation, biological process: developmental process; regulation of transcription by RNA polymerase II.